AUGACAGAAAAAAAAUUUAUUUUUGUUAUUCCACCGGAACAUGUUCGACAUUUUGGUAAAGCUUUACAAAUUUUAACAAAACUCGGUGAAGAAAUCUAUAUUGAAUUAAUUACAAAAACGAAUGGUUUAAGCUUUCGUACAGCAAAUCAAUCAAGAUCAUCAUAUUCAUGUAUUACAUUUUAUCGAGAUUUUUUUCAAGAAUGGCCACAAGAUGAUUUACAAAAAGAAAAAAUUAAAUGUCGAAUUUCAGCUAAAGUAUAA
Molecule: messenger RNA, 261 nt
Organism: Rotaria sp. Silwood2
Lineage: Eukaryota; Metazoa; Rotifera; Eurotatoria; Philodinida; Philodinidae
Source: the annotation of a GenBank genome assembly